This is a messenger RNA of Opisthorchis viverrini, 8321 nucleotides long. RefSeq lists its product as hypothetical. The record is from RefSeq and is a predicted model, not a curated record. Lineage: Eukaryota; Metazoa; Platyhelminthes; Trematoda; Opisthorchiida; Opisthorchiidae. The annotation marks the transcript as partial. The transcript is spliced from 38 exons. Gene Ontology annotation, molecular function: protein binding; calcium ion binding.
UGGCUUCUUCGCUGACCCUGUGGGGGCGAGAUCGUUUAAGUGGUUGCAGUGUGAGUUUACUGGCUAGAGGAUCCGUGGUUCGAACCCGACAUCUGUCUUUCAACUUCCCCUGUCUAGGCUUGGGCAGUCUGGCAGUAUCUCAGCCCUCGUGCUUCAUUCGGGUUGCAUGGCAGCUAGGCACCGAAAGGGUGUUACGGUUGAACGAUAAUUUUUCUGUGAAAACCCCAAACGAGCAUGGUGUGAUCGAAGUAGCUGAGUCGCCGGUGAACAAGUUCCAAAUAUUGAUUAAUGUCACCUCAGAAGUUUCAUAUACUGAACAAGUGCGGUACGCGGUGCGCCACACAGAGGACUCACUGUAUGUUGAGCUGAUUCACGAUCAAGCACAUCCGCCUGGAAAGCCCUCAGUUCCGGGUGCGGCUGAAGAAACCGAACUGAUUGAACUUCUGCCAAACUAUAUGGAUGUGGAUGCCAAGCCACACAAUGGUGAGCAACCGACUGCACAGUUCUACAUUACAUCAACCAGCGCCUACGCGACGAUUUCCAUGGCUUCCAGCCCGGACACGCUUCUGCGUGGUGCAACCGGUGUCUGUCCAACGAGUUACCCAAUUCCACGAUAUGUUGUAGCCGGUGGGGAUGCCAGUGCGGUGGGUGGUGCAGACACCAGUGUUACCUAUGGCCAGUCCAAUCCGAAUGAUUUGGCCGCUACCAUUCUGGGUACUCCGAUAAUUCUGUCAGCUAAUGCCGCCGGUUUCCUUGCCGAGGGCGCAUCCAGUCCACCAGUGGCCUAUGUGCAAUUGGCGAAUGUAGCGGGGCCUAUUUCCGAAAUGGAUUCGAGCACGUCUACUGUUGCACCUAUCCGGGUCGGCUCACAACAGACAGUUCACAGUUCAUUACGCCUACGCACUCUGCCGGGUAAACGUCAUGUUGCGAAAGAGUUCUUGGACGAAUCUGUUGUUGCCACCAUGACGAAAACACGUUCCAAGCAAAGGACCAUCCUCCCAACCCCAUUGAUUGCAGCCAACGAACCUACUGAACUUAAUUCGAGCUCAGGGACUGUUUCCAGUACUCCAGUUACUGCUGCCCCAGUGCUGCCGCUUGUUUACAUCCGCACCGGCGGCAAUAUGGACCCAAACCCGGUCGGUGCGGGCUCAUUAUCUCCAGCAUCAAUUCCAAAUGACACCCCUGUAUGCGCUGGAUCCGAGACAACUGCCAAUUUAGUUGAGUUGAUUGCACGAGCAUCCACCGAUGCAGCCUCCAGUAGUUUCUCGAUAACAAACGCCCCCACGCCGCAACAUUUGUUAGCUCGCCAGCAUCCACAACCUCAAGGUUCAGAUGAGACAAGUGGCAUCCUUUCUGAUUCUGAUGGAAGUGUGGCCGCAAUGGUCGGAAAUACUCUGCUCCCUAAUGCACUAUUGUUCUCAUCCUCAAUUUGCCCCCAGUCUCCACCAGCUGCACAUUCCACCACACCGGAGGUCGCCACCUUGGUAGCUGUUCCCGCGCCACACAGUCAGUCUUCAAUCGGCCCGCUGCUUGCUGCUGGUGUCCCGUUUUCGCCUCCAAACUCCUCAAUGUUGCCAUUGUCCACCCUGUUCACGGGACUCGCGAACUCAAGCGGCGCAAACCCGUUCAACGUAUCUUCUGCACUGAUAGCCGAAAUGGCUUCGUGUCCUCAGCAUAGCUAUUUGUUUUGCCAUCAGCAAAAUGCGGACGAGCAUGCUCCCAUGAGCGAUACCAUUGCGAGUGUACCGACUGCGACGGAGACCAUGAGUACAACGAGCGGUGAACCGCAACCUGGCGGUUCCACCUUGGGACAGGGUCUGCCCUCUGCUCACCAAAAACGUCGAGUCAGUCCUGCAAAUGUUGCACUAGCCUUGGAGGUUGGAUCGUAUAAGAGUAUCCCUUCUACUACCGCCACCACCAAAACAACAACAAGUGACGACUACUCCAUUGGCAGUGGUUCUGGCAUACCCGAUGUUCCUGCACUGUUCACGACCACCACAUCUACCGACACCUGUCAGUUCUCCACAAUAACCGCUGACAAUGUGACAACCCUGGGUCGCAACCGCUUCGGUCCAAAUCCACCUAAACGUGGAGUCAGUUUGAUGCCGCGACAAAAUGUGACAGGUACGAACGGGAUUUGUGCGGAUUCUCAACCCAGAACCACGGAGCAAUCCUUGGAUCUGUUGACUGUUCCCUCCACCGAGUCCCAAGUACCAUUGUCGGUUGAUUACAAAUCAGCAAGCCUGGGCCGACCACCCAAGAAUGGCCCUAGUUCGGUGGAAGGUGGUACACAGUCAUCUCAGCUUGCUCCUGGUUCUUCAGCAACCCUUCCCUCGGGUGGAACGAAUCCGCGGUCGGCUUUGAAGAGUGCAGACCGAUCUGGACCGAAAGUCAGCAAACAUCUGCGAUUCACCACUCUCACAAUGCUCACCUUUCUUUGGCUGUUGGUGGUUGUGGCACUUGGAUCCCCAGAGUUGGGCGACCAAAUUGUAGGCCACGAUCGUCCAAUACGUUGGAAUAUAAUCAAGCCAUUCUCUCCGACCGGUGCUGAUAUUUUGUCGUCAACAAGCAAAUCGAAUAUCUCCCCGACUGUUCGGGUCACCAUUUGGCUCCCUCGUGAUAUGAUACCAAAGAUGGACGGUAACCGACCUCGUCAGUUCUCCAGUGACAAGCAAGAGAUUAAAAAAGGAACUCGACGUUCACCGGAUUCCAUUCAGCUUUGGUUGAAUGCAUCGAGCGGAACUGAGGUUUGGUUGUCCCCGAGAGUCGAACGAGGUGUUGUUCACAUAUACGACGCGACGAACGCCCAUCAGAUUCUAGGCACACGUAUAUGUCGACAACGCUACGCCUGUGAGCAUUCGUGUGAUCCGGGCGCUCGUCACGAUUGUAUUUGUCAGCGCGGUUACCGACCAGCUGGACCAAAAGAUCGAGAUCGUCUGUUGCUGCACGGAAACCGACUGGGAAACAUCGACCUGGAAAAUGCGAAAGGCCGCAUCUGUUUGGAUGUGGAUGAAUGUGCCAGCGCUCAACUACGCAGUUCCUGUACCCGACUUGGUGGAGUGUGCACGAACCGGCCCGGUGAUUAUACCUGUUUGUGCCCCUCUGGCUAUCCUUGUCUUGACUGUGAUACUACGUGCCCUAAAGGUUUCUGGGCCCAUGGGGAUUGUGGACGGAAUCAGUCAAUUGAAUGCAAACGCUGUUCUGGUCCCUGCCCUACGGGAAUGUAUGAAGCAAGACCGUGUGGUCCACGUUCUGAUCGUGUGUGUCAAGCUUGUCGUCCACUGUGCAUCUCCGAAGAGUUCGAAUUCACACCUUGCAAGGGUUCGAGCAACAGAAUUUGCAAACGAAAAUCUAUCAUCCCGGAGUUGAUUGUACCGUAUAAGAAAAACGUCUGGUUCGAAAAUCUGCAGCAUGUUCGGGAUACAAGCCUUACCUUGACGCCGGAUGAUAUAAGUCGACUUCCUCUGAACAAGUCCAUUGUGUUAGACCGAGCAUCUGGUUACCAAGUUCGGUUGGACUUUGACAGUCUAAAUUUGCUUCCUGUCCUUGGACCAGUUGACCACUCUAGUGGUAACGACAACAGCUUGUUCCUAGCAUCUGCCAGGGUGCUAGAUCACUCGUCGACCGAGACGGACUCAUACCGGUGGUCCUCGGCCACCGGUCAGUACCAUCCCAUGCAAGCAUAUACAUUGAAGGCUAACAAUACGCUUUCAAAGUUGUGUCCUUUUCCAGUACCUCCACUAUAUCGUCUCGGCAUCCGAGCGCAUCGAAAUGUCACCACAUCAACUGUCCCAGAUGCUAGUCUUCCUGGGCAUAGACCGGUACUUUCCGGCUGUCGCACCUACAGACGACAUGGUUACUUCCCCCCAGUGGAGGUCAGUCCGUUUCAUGCGGCCGAAUCUGCGCAAUCAUUCGGUGGUCCCGGGAAUCCCACAAAAUCGGGUGAUCUCUCGGCAGCGACUAUUCCUGUGGUUGCCUGUCUGGAGCCUUCUCGCUUACCAGCCAUCUUUGGUUCUCAUUGGAACACCGAAUUGGCUACCCCAAGGUCGAUUUACUUCGAAGAGAAACAGUUAUGUGGUCAACUCAAAGCCGACUGUCAACAAUGCUUGGCCGCUUGUGCUGAAGAGUUGAAGAGCAAUUCGCUAACAUGCAAGCCGACCUCGAAUCCUGCUGAUAAUGGUCGUUCUCCACGAUUAGAAAUCUGCUUUGACUGUUGCGCACGGGAUAACUGCAGCGAUGUCUGUGACAAAUACUCGGCCCACCGAUGUCACAUGCAGUUGUGUAGCUACGGCUUACGUCUGGAUUUCCCGCUUACUCCUGAAUGGCCAAAACAAGGCGAAUUCUUGUGCCACGUUCAACCAGCAUCCAGUCGUCCAAUUUAUCGUCUCUAUUGGAGUCUGCUCUAUCAAGGUCGCCCAUUGACCCCGGAUCGUUUCUCUGCUGCUCUCGUGCUUCCAACGUCGACGAAGGGCGAUCACCUGGAAGACACUGAUGUAUCGCGGCGACCAGUUCAGCAGGGUUCAGAAAGCUGGAUUUUUGGACAUGGCGGGCAAAUCAGUCAAACUUAUCGUGGUCUUUUGAACGUUCAAUACGCGUCUGGAUUGGAACAUUUACCUGACAUGAUUGGCGGAACGGACACUAUGCAGAGUGCCUAUUUUUGGAGUAGGCAGACGAUACCGCUUGUGAGUGGAAGUGCCACAAACGCAGCUUUCGAUCCGAUUUCCGCUUCGGCCUCGGCCGCCACUACCGGGGCUAUGUAUGCCAAUGCAGUGCAGUCUGGCUCCCCCACGGAAUUGGCAAGCAUUCAAGUGUGGCCGUCUCGACCGCUUCUGGUGAGUACUGCAGCCUGGGAACGCUUGAGUGGUGCUCCGUGUGCCGCAGCUGAUCCUCUGCUAGAACAGCUGAAUGUCUAUACACCCGCUCUACCUCCCUACAUUGCGAUGGGUGAGGCGAAGGUCGAAUACGUUGGAAACUACCUGUACACCGUAUCGCACACAAAAGCGAAACCAAAGUUGAUGAUCGGCAUACCUAAAACGGCAUCACUUUUGGGCGCAGUCUUCAGUCCAGCCUCGGUUGAACGUGGGCAGUAUCUUCGGGCUAGUUUAGCCCUAGCUUGGUUCGGGCCUACGGACACCAAUGGGGAUGCUGUUGUUAUUCCACCAGACUCUUCCAAACGACCUUCAGAUGAUGUUUUCUCUUCGUCCGCAACCGAUACACGGCGGCGUUACUGGGUUAUAGACCUCACGGGACAGGUCGAUCAGUUUCCCGGGUUGUUUCGUCUCCGCGUGUACACUGACCAUAGUGAGGACAAAGAUGUUGGUACCAAUGGCAACGCGUUAUCGAAAGCACCUUCACGCCGCCCCCAUACGGUGAUGACUGCUGACGCUACUGUAGAGACCGAGGAUGGAGAUCCCUACCCAACGGACUUGGAUAACGUGGUAACCAGUGACGAACCCAGCGAGGAACCCUUGCUGGAUUACGAUAUCGGUGUGUUUGAGGAGCGCAAGUUCCAACUGCGCAUUUUGAUUCCUGGCCCCGAACACGAACCGGAUUAUGAGAAAUCCUUCCGUCUCACCGUAACUGACGCUAAAAACCGAUUGGAUAUUCGUGUGAAGCGGACUGUUCAGUUGCCGCAUGAAAUGGCUUUGCGUCGAAGUUACGAGCGGCUGCCUGACGAUGAUGUGCGCCCUGUUCUCGCGGAUCUUUUGCCAAGUUUGGCAGCCCGUCAACAAACGUUUUGGCAACAAGCGUCUGCUGAACCCCAGCUGGGUACGAAGGGCCCAAAGAACUCUCCGAUUCAACCGGAGCAACAGACAACAACAGAAUCCGAGCUCCGGCCAUUCGGUCCGCCACCAUCUGUCUUUUUCGCUGUCAUUUGUUGUCUCCUCCUUCUGUUGCUGUGUUUGUUCAUUGGCAUAAUCACACAACCCGAUCCUACUCUCGCAUGGAUCAAGUUUCCUUCGGAGGCCAAGACCAAACGAAUGCCGACAGAUGACGGAGAGCAAAUCGCAAUGGUCCGACACCCGGCUCGCUAUAACAGUAUUGUUUCCCGUUGGUGCCGCGUCCUCUUGUUGAUCGGUUACCUGUGUCUCAAAUCUGCUUACACCUUCGGUGUGACUUUAACGGCCCUGGUCAUUGUAAUCCGUUACGUGACUCGCGAUCCGGCUAAUCAGCUGACCAACUUACCAGAGUGGACUAUGGGUGUGCAACCGAACGAUCUAAUGGACACUAGUCUUACACGACAGAAACUUCUUCAGGAAGCUAUGGAUGUUCACCUGCGAGCUGAGCUGGUUCGACAACAGACACUAGCCAAGGAAAUGCGCGAAGCUUGUGAUCGAGGACUGGAAGUCAUGUUCGAUCAAAUGGAGGAGCGUCUCAGCGCGGCAUCGAAACUGGCAGCAACCCGUCGUAGUCGUGUUUUGUUAUCCCAGGGUGUCGCUGAGUUGGCUCGCGUAACUGCUGUCGCAUCGACCUUGCAACUGGCCGAGGGCUUGAUGGCAUUCAACCAAAGUGUCGAAUGGGCGUUCCACCGACUAAAAUCGGACUUGCAAGAGACGGAACGUGCUUUGGGGAAUUCCGAUUGGCUAACAGGUGCACGGAUCAUCUACGCCGAGGUCGUUCAGCUAAGAGGACUGCAUCCCGAUCCAAAUGACCCCACGCGCUCAUUUUUACAAUGGGCCAAGUUACUGGGUCCUGGGGGGAGUGGUUCGCUUGUAGACCUAUUAUCCCCUGGCCAGUCACCACAGCUACAGCAUCCACCUCCGAUUCUUCCACUAAUUCAACCAGACCAGUUCCAGAUACCAACGCCGUCACCACGGAGCUCCGGGUUGACACAAGGUGGCGAUGAGCCGGAAUAUGGGCCCAGUUACACCCCAUUCAUCCUCCAUCCAAUCGAAGCGGAAGCAAAUGAAGCUUAUUGGUCUAGUCUGAAUACGGAAGCCGAUCCUUCUGGCCUGGAUACCGGGGAUUUUCUUGACAGCUUGGAUACGGAACACCAGGAUGCAACUGAUGGGACCGAAAUUCCCGUAGAACCCUCUUCACAAUCGUCAUCAAAUUAUUCAAAAUGGCUAGAUCUCAAGUUGGGCUGGGUCCACGUGCUUGGCGCGGCACUGCUACUCGAUGCCCUCUGGCUCAUUCAUCGAGUGCUUCACACAGUCGACACCGCUGAACGUCUUCUUUACGGAGAUACAGUUUUCAUCGAUUUGACUGUUGAAGGUCUGAGGCGCCGGUUGUUGCAAAAGUCCCGCCUUCGGAUCGGAUGCAAACGAGCUUUCGAAGCGGCAAUGCAACCUGGGACGGUGCGGAAACUCUGUGGUAGUGUGCUGGCUUUGUUGGCAGUCUCCCAGGGUGCGGCACAUCUAGACCGCCUGCUUUCUCAAGAAACACUCGACUACAUUGGCUACUACGAUAACCUGAUUCUCCCGGUUCACCUGCAUGCCCGUUUGGUCAAUGUUCACAUCACUCGUUCGGCUCAGCGACUGAACCAGUACGAGGUAGCUGGGAUUGAGUCAGAAAUGAGCCGACGACUUCGAGAAGCCCAAUUCCUUCUGCAUCAGUGGACCGCGUGGCUGAGUGAGAUUGAACAGGAGCAAUGCCGGGUGUUGCUGGCCUACAAGGCUGCUGCUCAACAAGUCAGAAACAGAAUGGCCACCAAACUCAACCGAAACCCAGCGUUGAAUAAGCUUCAGUUGCCCGUGCACAUGAUACAUAGUGGACCAAGUCAGGCGCAUGCUCAGCCCUCUGAUUGGUCUAAUCUUCGCGCCAAUGACGGUGGUACCGCAAUUCAUCAGUCUAAAGGAACUGCGGAUGCGUUCGUUCCAAAACAUUGCCGCAUGACUCAGUCCGAACGGGAGAUUGAAUUGGCUGAGACAAGGCGCCUGGAUUGUCCGAAAUGUCCACUUAAUGCUAUCGUGCCACACUUGUUCAAAGACUAUAAUGCAUCGCAAUAUUUCGACGAAGUUGUGAAACAGUCAGAGGCGUGGUUGUCCGCAGCACGUGACUAUUUGAGCCGCAUCUUCUACUGUCUCUUCGUCUACAUAAGUGCUCUCAUCCUGUGGAAUAUGGCUGGAUCUCUUGUGUGGUUCUACCUGAAUCGAUUAAACAUUUUACCAAAGAAGGUUUUAUUCGAAUCGGAUAUCUCCAGUUGGUACGCUGCUCAUUCUCCAUCGGAGGCUAACGCAGGUGGUAUUGCUUCGAACAACUAGAAUCGCUUUGUUUGAACUAUGCAUUUCUUUCUCAAUCUAUUUUUCCUGUGAUUGGCUCUGUCACCAAGCCUUGUAGUCCUAACUGAUUAUCCGUUAUACUCGGUGUUUCUCUCUCUC